AUGACGCUCCUGCGCUUGUCGUCGCUGUCUCUGCGCCCGCGCGCGCUGCUGCAGGCGCGCUGCCUGUCGACGCACGGCCACCCGUUCGUGUUCGAGUCGCGCCACGAGUAUAUGGAGUACCUGCAGACGCACCAGAGCCGCCUGCCCUGGGGCUUCUCGGUGGCCACCACCAAGUUCGACUUCAUCUCCAACGUCUGCGCCAGCGGCGGCGGCGUGGCCGACGCCGAGGAGGUCUGCGAGAACCUGGCCAAGCACCUGCGGCUCGAGGGCGGCGCCCAGGUGAUCCCGUGCUCCACGGGCGUCAUCGGCUGGCGCAUCCCCGUGGACUCCAUGGUCGAGAACCUGCCCAAGCUGGUGAACAACCUGCAGUCCGAUUCGGUGCUGCCCGCUGCUGAGGGCAUCAUGACCACCGACCUGUACCCCAAGAUCCGCUCCAUGGACGUGUGCGGCGGCCGCAUCGUGGGCAUCGCCAAGGGCGCCGGCAUGAUCGAGCCCAACAUGGCUACCAUGCUGUCGUACAUUCUCACGGACCUGUCGAUCCCGCGCGACGUGCUGCGCCAGCUGCUGACCGAGGUGGUGGGCGACACGUACAACUCGCUCAGCGUCGACACGGACCAGAGCACGUCCGACACGGUGACGCUCGUGUCGUCGGACCAGAUCCCGUUCGACAUGACCAAGCUCGACGAGUUCAAGAAGGCGCUGCACGAGGUGUGUCUCGGUCUGAGCGAGGACAUCGUGCGCAACGGCGAGGGCGCGCACCACGUCAUGCGCGUGCGCGUGCGCGGCGCCAUGACCAAGGAGAUGGCCAAGGGCGUGGGCAAGUCGGUGGUCAACUCGCCGCUGCUUAAGUGCGCCGUGGCCGGCAACGACCCGAACGUGGGCCGCCUUGUCAUGGCUGUGGGCAAGUACAUGGGGCUGCACCACAAGGACGUGGACAUCCAGCGCCGCAUGACGAUCCGCAUGGGCGGCGUCGUCAUCUUCGAGAACGGCGAAAUGGUGCUGAACGACGAGAUCGAGGCCAAGCUCGUGGCCCACAUGCGCGACGCGAUGCUGAUCGAGCCCACCCGCGGUGGCCUCGACGCCAGCUCGCACAACUACCCGCCGCACGGAAAGUUUGUUGAGAUGGAGAUUGACCUGGGUGUUGGCUCGGAGGAGACGCAGGUGCUGGGCAUCGACCUUACGCACGAGUACGUGGCCAUCAACGCCGACUACCGCUCGUAAAUUGCUCCAAUUAGACGUGGAUUAUCGUCAACGACUGGGUUGAAGCCGCUAAAUCGUGCAACUUGCGGGUGGAUGCGGGAGUGCUGACCUG
Molecule: messenger RNA, 1312 nt
Organism: Phytophthora sojae
Lineage: Eukaryota; Oomycota; Peronosporomycetes; Peronosporales; Peronosporaceae
Exons: 3
Coding region: 1-1221 (406 amino acids)
Biological process (GO): L-arginine biosynthetic process; L-ornithine biosynthetic process
Molecular function (GO): L-glutamate N-acetyltransferase activity, acting on acetyl-CoA as donor; L-glutamate N-acetyltransferase activity, acting on acetyl-L-ornithine as donor
Source: RefSeq, a predicted model, not a curated record